Molecule: messenger RNA, 4310 nt
Organism: Neurospora tetraspora
Lineage: Eukaryota; Fungi; Ascomycota; Sordariomycetes; Sordariales; Sordariaceae
Exons: 3
Coding region: 492-3992 (1166 amino acids)
Biological process (GO): regulation of transcription by RNA polymerase II; DNA-templated transcription
Cellular component (GO): nucleus
Molecular function (GO): DNA-binding transcription activator activity, RNA polymerase II-specific; RNA polymerase II cis-regulatory region sequence-specific DNA binding; zinc ion binding
Source: RefSeq, a predicted model, not a curated record
CCCGGCUGCCCCGUGUGCCUGGUACUGAGACACAGACAGUAUUCCAUUGACAAGUACCUUGAUCCCGCCAUCAUCCGAACCCAUAACCCAUCUCUGUAAAUCGCUCCCCUUUCUCGGUCCACGUUACGUCUCGUCUCUCUUUCCUCCGGGAUCCGACAUCCGACGUGUCCAGUCCAGCCUCGGUCAUUACACUGGACCUGUACCCAGUCCAUCUCGCCAGUCCCGUACCCAGUCCAUCCAGUGCCCAGUCGUCGCCAAUCUCGGGUAGUGCGUCUGUCCCUGGCAGACGGUCACUGCAAGUCUCCACCGGGAAAGCUGCUGAUCCUUGACACAAUCCCUCAAAUCCAAGAUUAACAAGAUCCCGCCAACAAUUGCGCAUAUUGAGAGGCAUCCGGACAUCCAGGCAUUGCAGGACUGGCGAGAUCAGCAACUGGGAAGGAAAUCGUUAGCAAGAAAUUGUUUUUGGAUAUGACCAACUACAACAACUGAAAAUGGCCGACCCGAUGGAUGGUAUCGAACCCACACCACCGGCACCGGCACCAGCACCGACACCAGCGGCGGCACAGCAGUCGGACCCCUCGGGGGGUCCAUUGCCGCCAAUCCACACCAUGCCAAUGCCGCCAAUGCCCGCCGUGUCAGCGCCGCCGCCGGCUCCGGCAACCAACACCUCCGACUUCAACCGUCCGUUAACGCCGCCUGCACUCCAGGUCUCGUCAGCACCACCUCCGCCGCCACAACUCCCGCCUAUUACGGCUUUUCAAUAUCAACAAUCGCCACAUCAACAAUCAACACCAUGGCAACCGAUCCAGAUAUCCGGACUAACACCGACAAGUCAGCCGUCGUCGUCAUCCGCACUCACGCCGUCGCCCACUGCGCCAAUUCUCGCUGCUGUCAAUCCCACUUCUGACCCACAACAAGUCACCCUCCCCGGUCCAGCGUCAUUAUUGAACAGCAACCCGCCGCCCAGCAUCGCGAUCCCGUCAAUCACCACUAUUCCAUCCCACUCUGCCCGUCAAGAACGGAAAGAACCAGACCACCGACAGGGCCAACCAAAACGACGUAAUCGCCCCGCUGUCUCAUGCAUACCUUGCCGUGCCCGCAAGAUCAAAUGCGACCAAAAGAAACCGUGCGAAAGCUGCGUCAAGUCCAAGUACCAUAAGGGUCCUUGCGCCUACGACCAGUCGAGGCUACCCAAGGAAAAGACUUGGCCAUUCAAAGCGACGCAGAUAGAUUCGAGGCCGCCUUCGCCAGAACCGCAACCACAGCCGCAGCAGCAAGAACAACAACACCUUCAGAGUGGUACGCCAGAUGCCAUCGUGAACGCGGAAGAGGGGACUUCCCUGCCCGGGCCGCGCUAUAUCCUCGAUGCACCGUAUCGCGACUCCCAGUCUAUUUCUUCGGGCGCCUAUGGCGGCGGAUCAGCUAGUCCCCUGCUGCCGCCCAUCAAGAACGAACCUGGAGCAUCGUCGGCUUUCAGUCCGAUUCCUCGUCAUGCCCAACACUCGGGUGGUCCUCUUCCGCUGUCUGAUGCGGAGGGAACCGAGGCAUUGAGGAGGGAGGUGUGGAUGUUGCGACAGCAGGUCGACGAGUUGACACAUCAACAGCAGCACCAGCAGCAGAGUCAGCAGCAACUACCACCACGACAAAGACCGUUGCGAGAAUCUAGACCUUACUCUCAGAAUGGCGCGUCCAAGACUGGCGAUAACCGCUGGCACGCCGACCAACUCUUCCCACUAGUCACCAGGGCCAUCUCCAACGUCAUCCAAUCCAGCAUCCAAUCUGACGACCACAACAAGGCCUGGUCCAAGCUCAGAACAUGCGCCGAGCUCUCCCGAAAAAUCGAGGAAUCACAAUCCGGAAGCAUCACUUUCCUCGCCUUCAGCGACGUCGGCGGCACCCUCCCCAUGUCCUACCGCCAAGAGGCCCGACGCCUAACCCAAGCCUACUUCCGCACUUUCGAGAGCGUCUACCGCAUUCUGCACGUGCCUGCCUUUCGCACGCGGUUUGAAGAGUAUUUUGAUGGCCAGUUUGAUGACCAGCCCGACAAAGCCUUCAUUGUUCAGCUCCAGCUUUGCAUGGCUAUCGGGUCGGUGUUUGAGGAUGCUAGCGGAUCAUUCCGGAGGUAUCAGGAGAGAUGGAUCCAGGAAGGCCAGUCGUGGCUUCUCCUUUUUCCGCCGACGAACCUCGCCGGUUUGCAGACCAUGUGUCUUUUGCACCUCGCCAAAGAGGUCUGCGGAUUUGGUGGAGGUGGGGGUGAACUAACCUACAAGUCGGCUGGUUCUCUCCUGCGAGAAGCCAUGUGUCUAGGCCUAAACCGGGAUUACCUCGCGUCAAUGCCCAUCUACCAAGCCGAACUGCGUCGACGAUUAUGGGUCACCAUUUUGGAAAUGGUUGUCCAAUCGAGCUUGGAUACCGGCCUCCCACCGGGUAUUUCUCUCACCGAACUUGGUACUAGUCCGCCGGCGAAUUACGACGACGAGCAGCUUGCUUUUUCGAACCCGGUUCCCCGUCCCUCGGGGACAUUCACGCAAACGACCGUCCUCCUCGAAUUGCAUCGCUCGUUCCCUGUGCGGUUAGCUAUUGCUCAACACCUCGCCACGCUUCUCAACUCCCCCAACACGAAGGCCCCGGCAGUCGAAUCCGGAUCGACGACAGAAUCCCUCAACGCCGAACUGACACGUGCAUCGCGUGCACUAACGGGCACGCUCCAACCCGGCUAUGACCCCGCCGGCAUCCUGCCGAAUCGGAUCUCGGUUUUCCAGCUAAAGAUGGCGGAGAUGUUAGUGAAUCGGUUCUUUCUGGGAUUGAACUUGGCUUUGGCCGUGGGUGCGGAGACAGUCUAUAAACCCUUGGAGAUGGAAAUACCAGAAGUGAGGACAUCUUGUGGCGCAGCAGCCGGCACAAUCUGGAGGGGUGUUGUUUCGGGUCUGGGCAACACAAGAGAAACGGGAGGAAGCUCUGGGAGAACGAGGACGCAACAUCAACAAAUGGACGACUUCACCAGCCUGGUGAGCCGCGGAAGCGGAACCUCCUACCACGCAACGGCCAUGGUGGCUGUUUUGACUCUGCUGAUGGAAUUAAGGCGGCAGAUGGAGGAGGAGUGGCAACAACGACGACUUCGACGCGAUCACCAACAUACGCCGCUGCCUUCGAUCGAUCGCCAGGGGCACCUUGGCCACGGGACAUCUUCGGAGGCAAACUCAGCAACAACAACUUCACCAGAACGAGACACAUCAGCAGAAUCAACAAGACAAGAAUUCCUAGACUUGGUUAGUUCUGCUGUCGACUGGACUCUUGGCAGAAUCCAAACUGCAAACGGGGAUACGGGGGCGUAUGUUUGGAUGUACUUGCUUUGCUCGGCGGCUUCGGAAGAGGUGAGGGCUUUGCAGCGGAGGUGGGAGACGCAAUUGCAUCAUUCGACUUCUCAGGCAGAGACAAACUUCGAAAGACAAAGAACAAAACAAAUAGAAGAACUUGUGGAAAAACGAAUUGUGAGUGAUUUGAACGGGGUAGCCGGGUUUUUGACGGGGGCUCACGAGGACGUCAUACAUCAAGAUGAUGAAUUUCGUCGAGAUAUAGAGGAAGAUGCGCAACUCGUGGCUAGGAACACCAAACCUCGACAUGGACUCCUGCAUCCCGGAGCACUCAACCUCGCACCCAACUUCCCAACAACUCAGCAGACCCCUCCCAAUCCUCCCAAGCUCACCAGCCGAGGCCGAACGGUUUCGCAGUUUUCGAAGGAGGCGAAUGGGAAUGGCACUGGCACUGGCAAUGGCAGUGGAAGUGGAAGUGAAAGAGAUUGUGAGAUGAUGGGGCGGCAGAAAGAUGGCGAUUCUGCUGCGUUGGCGACAAGGGCCGCUGAUGAAAGAAGGUUGUGGUUGGAGAGGAUGACAGAGAGGGAAGAGCGUCAGGUCAUCCGCUUCAAAUCCGUCUUCGAUCUGAGAAAUUACGAAUCUCUUCUCAUGCAAGAGUGGAUGGACAUCAUGGACUAGGCGAACGCACCCGCAUGGAUGGCGGGUUGAUCGGAGUAGUCGGAGGCGGUAGAGUGUCGGCAGCGGUCGGAAAAUGUGGGGAACAGACCGGGCCGGGUCUGGAUUCAUUGCUUUCACCACCCGGAGCACCCCAAGUCCAAACCCCAUUCCUCCUCUCCCUAUACCUCGAAAUUCUGUUUCAGCAAGGUCAUGUUGACACGGGAGGCGCUCAGGGAUUUUGCGGAACAUCAAGCCGAUCCAGAAGGCCCAGCGCCAGCCGAUGGUGGUGGCGGCGUAGCCGGAGAGGAUGGGGGCGAUUAGGGGGCCGAAGACUGUCGU